Rhinichthys klamathensis goyatoka is the source of this 2026-nucleotide messenger RNA. It is a transcript of the gene tspan6, whose product is annotated as tetraspanin 7. The record is from RefSeq and is a predicted model, not a curated record. The transcript is spliced from 8 exons. NCBI's taxonomy places the organism in Eukaryota, Metazoa, Chordata, Actinopteri, Cypriniformes, Leuciscidae. Gene Ontology annotation, cellular component: membrane. The coding region runs from base 91 to 846 and encodes 251 amino acids.
UCUCGCACUCCAAUCAGCAACUUUUCCUUCAGCACUCUACAUCGAAAAAUCCUGUCGCCAGCCAGAUCCGCUGGGAAAACAAAAGCAGAAAUGUCCCCUCCAUCCGAACGUUUGCAAACCAAACCCGUGAUAACGUGUCUGAAGACAUUUCUCAUCUCGUACAGUCUUAUUUUCUGGUUCACAGGAGUGAUCCUGUUGGCUGUUGGAGUAUGGGGAAAGGUUAAUUUGGAGUUCGACCUCCUGCUGAGUUCAGACAAGGGCACUAAUGCACCAUAUGUCCUCAUUGGGACCGGAGCCAUCAUCAUUAUCUUCGGAUUGUUCGGUUGCUUCGCGACCUGCCGUGGAAGUCCAUGGAUGCUAAAGCUGUAUGCUAUGUUCCUGAUUCUUGUGUUCUUAGCCGAAAUAGUGGCAGGUAUAUCUGGCUUUAUUUUCAGACAUGAGAUUAAAGCAGUGCUUAAAGAUGGCUAUAAACGUGCUGAAUUAACCUACACUGGUAAAGACACUGAAGAUCUGGACCGGAUCCAGAGAACACUGCAAUGCUGUGGAGAGAAGAACUACACCAGCUGGGAAAACACUGAUUACUUCAAAAUACACGGCAUCCCCAAAAGCUGCUGUAACGUGACUGCUGGUGUAAACUGUACAUCUGCAGAACUUACAGAUCUUAAAACAGCUGCAUCAGUGGUAUAUCAGCGGGGCUGCUUCGCUCUGAUGACUACAACGAUGGAGGCCAAUCUUGGUAUUAUUGCUGGAAUUUCUUUUGGAAUUGCAUUCUUCCAGCUCAUUGGGAUAUUCUUGGCAUGCUGCCUGUCUCGCUAUAUCACCAACAACCAAUAUGAGAUGGUGUAGCGAUUCUCCUCCACAGGUACAUUUUCUUACUCUUCCCUGGUAUCAUCUGCAGAUCACAGAGGGCUGAACAUGACACAAAGGGAAACCAUUUAGUUUCAGUGUUUUGUAUGUGUGCCUUAGCUAAACAUUUCAUUUUAGAGGAUUUGUGACUGCUUUUUAAAGAAUAUUUCUUGUUGGUUAUUACAUUGAAGGGAAAUGACCCAUUCCAAAGGGAUAAGAUUGUUUUGCAUUUGUGUUGCCCGAGUGUAAAUGUAAUAGUGUUUAGAUAUACAGAUGUUUGUAGAAAGUGCAUAUGUUUUAAACCAGUGUUAAACCAGGAACACACAGUCAGUUAUGAAGUAAACAGUGUGUUGUACACCUUGACUUUUGUUUCAUUGGAAUUAACACAUGCUAAAACUUUGCAUCUAGUAAACACAUUUGUAACCUUUCUUGCAUACAACCUUAAAGUUCAACAUUUUCCAAAAAGGAUGUUUUGAAAAUGACCUGAUAGUAAUUUGGGUCAUUAAGGUGUUAUCCACUUCACAUGUUACAUAUGGAGUUCUGUUUAUCAUCACCAGUUCAUUUUCAAGAACUAGUUUUAAUACAUGUAUGUCCAUUUCUAUUUGGACUGCUUUGAAAAUUAUGUGUUUUUUUGCAAUUUCUUUGCUGUCUUUAUUAAUGUAGCAGUGAUAGUGUUUAUUAUAAGGUUGUUGAAAGUCAUGGCUGUAAUGCGCUGAACAGAAAAUGUGGAGUGUCUCUUUAACUUUGUCUGUGAAAUGUGAAAUCUGUUGUCGCUCUGGUUGAUCAGGUAACAAUAUUUAACAUGUACAUAAAAGGCUACUACAACUAUCAAAAUUAUCCAUGCCAGGGUUGAAAAGUAUUUAAAUCAUCCUUGCAUUUGUAAGGAAAGUAAGGUAAUGUAUAAUCCAGAUUAUGUUUGGAACUAUUCUUUUCUCAGCAUAUGUCAGCAUAUUCAUGCUCAUUCAUUUUUGUCAUAAGUCAGAGAAACCACCCUCUGCGCUUUGUCAGUUAGUGGAUUUAUUUUUGAGCAUGUGCACGUCAAAUACUAAAGAUAUUUAUAUCUUUGUAAGACAACAUUUUCAACAGCCUUUUCGUAUGUUUGUUUUUUUAUUUUUCAUUUUUGCAAAGCAAACUGUAUAAUGCAUAGGAAUAAUAAACUCUUUUUAUAUGCGCAUAGGCU